Molecule: messenger RNA, 606 nt
Organism: Drosophila sechellia
Lineage: Eukaryota; Metazoa; Arthropoda; Insecta; Diptera; Drosophilidae
Product: UPF0329 protein ECU05_1680/ECU11_0050
Exons: 2
Coding region: 23-535 (170 amino acids)
Source: RefSeq, a predicted model, not a curated record
UGCUGUGACAGCUAUCGUCAAAAUGGCCGUCACUCUGUCACUUGACAUGACAUCGUUAAGUCCUUGCGAGCAGGUUAUCCCCAAAACGUUGCACAGGAAAAUGGCAGAACAAGAACAAAAGCAAGAAAAAUAUCAAGAAACAAUGCAAGAAAAAAAGCAAGAAAAAAUGACAGAAAAAAAGCAAGAAAAAAUGACAGAAAAAAAGCAAGCAAAUAAACAAGAAAAUAAAGAAAAACAAAAACAAAAACGCCGAGCAAGCCGUGAGCCUUCACUUGAGAUGAAGCUGCAGAUUGAGAUGAAGCUUUCCGAGCCAGGAUGGGAGGGCCAGAAGCGCUUCAUUACCUCAGCGGGGUCAGCCGCAAUGGCAAUCACCACUAACGCAAGGAUUCCGGAGAGUUUCGUCAAAAUCUGCCGGCACAAGGACGCCGUUGGGGGGCAGUCGACCCCGCCGCGGGCUCACUCGAGGUUUUGUCGUUUUAAAAGACUCACCUAUAAGCCGCGUGUCCUCAAUCUGACUGAUGAACCCGAGGACUGAUAGCUCCUGCUUGGUCUGGGUUGGCGAGGUCCCCCCAAUAAAUGAUGGCGUCGUUACGCUUACUUACUUAA